Messenger RNA from Pogona vitticeps (central bearded dragon), 1655 nucleotides. The record is from RefSeq and is a predicted model, not a curated record. NCBI's taxonomy places the organism in Eukaryota, Metazoa, Chordata, Lepidosauria, Squamata, Agamidae.
CGGCGCUCUUAGAAACCUGGGGCGCGCCGAAGGGGGCAGAGAUUUUUGAAUCUAAAGUGACUCAUUAGUGUCUGAACCCUGGAUGAUACUGCAGAGCUCUCUUUCUGAGCCACUCUGUGGAUUUGGGAGCUAAUGUGAUUGAAGAAAUGACUCCUACCGCUUCCAUGGAGGAUGAAGAAAAAGACACAUUUAAAAUCUUAGUUGCUACUGACAUUCAUCUUGGAUAUUUGGAGAAGGAUGCUGUCCGUGGAAAUGAUACAUUUGUAACCUUUGAUGAAAUUUUGAAACUUGCUCAAGAUCAUGAGGUGGAUUUUAUUUUAUUAGGAGGUGAUCUGUUUCAUGAAAACAAACCCUCCAGGAGAACUUUACACACCUGUUUAGAACUAUUAAGGAAAUACUGUAUGGGUGACCGACCUGUGCAGUUUGAAAUUCUGAGUGACCAAUCCGUUAACUUUGGUUUUAGCAAGUUUCCGUGGGUGAACUACCAAGAUGGAAAUCUCAACAUUUCUAUUCCAGUUUUUAGUAUUCAUGGCAACCAUGAUGAUCCAACAGGGGUGGAUGCUCUUUGUGCUUUGGACAUUCUGAGUUGUGCAGGGCUUGUGAAUCACUUUGGACGAUCACCAUCUGUUGAGAAGAUAGAUGUCAGUCCUGUUUUGCUUCAGAAAGGCAAUUCGAAAAUUGCUCUCUAUGGAUUAGGAUCCAUCCCAGAUGAGAGACUGUACCGAAUGUUUGUGAAUAAACAAGUGACUCUACUGAGGCCAAAGGAAGAUGGAGAUAGUUGGUUUAACUUAUUUGUAAUUCACCAGAACAGGAGUAAACACGGAGCCACGAAUUACAUUCCAGAGCAGUUUCUAGAUGAUUUUAUUGAUCUUGUGAUUUGGGGUCAUGAACAUGAAUGUAAAAUAUCUCCAACAAGGAAUGAGCAACAGCUUUUCUAUGUUUCACAACCCGGAAGUUCAGUGGUCACCUCUUUGUCGCCAGGCGAAGCUGCCAAAAAGCAUGUUGGCUUGCUUCGUGUCAAAGGUAAAAAAAUGAAUAUGCAGAAGAUCCCUCUUCAGACAGUGCGGCCUUUCUAUAUUGAGGACAUUGUGCUUGCUGACCAUCCAGGUGUCUUCAGUCCUGACAAUCCAAAAGUAACACAAGCUGUACAAGCUUUCUGCAUGGAGAAGGUUGAAGCUAUGCUGGAAAACGCUGAAAGAGAGCGACUUGGAAAUACCCGGCAACCAGAGAAGCCUCUAAUAAGGUUACGAGUAGAUUACAGCGGAGGCUUUGAACCAUUCAGCGUUGUUCGUUUCAGCCAAAAGUUCAUGGAUAGGAUAGCUAAUCCAAAAGAUAUCAUACAUUUUUUCAGACAUCGGGAACAAAAAGAGAAAAAUGAUGACGAAAUUAAUUUUGGGAAGCUGGUUCGCAAGCCUGCUUCAGAAGGAGCAACACUGAGGGUAGAGGAUCUUGUGAAGCAGUAUUUCCAGACAGCAGAGAAGAAAGUGCAGCUUUCUCUCCUGACUGAAAGAGGAAUGGGAGAAGCAGUGCAAGAGUUUGUGGACAAGGAAGAGAAAGAUGCUAUUGAAGAACUGGUGAAAUUCCAGCUAGAAAAAACACAGCGGUUUUUAAAGGAACAACAUAUAGAUGCAGAAGAGACCAAAAUCGAUGAAGAG